GUGUAAUGCUCCGGGGGUGGGACUUGGCUGGGUUUGCCCAGGAUACCGGAGAUCCUGGUGCACAGCCCCGGGACCGGGCGGAGGCGGCUGCACAAACGGGGACCAAGGUGCGGGGAACAGGACACCCCGAGGAGCUGGGGAAAGGUGGGGGGGGCGGCGGGCCAUCCCUGCUGCGUCAGGGCACGGAGCCGGCGGAAGGUGCCACUGUCCCUCGCCAGGAUCUGGUGGGAGCAGCACCCACAGCACCAGGCUCGGGAGGGUCCCCAGGCACCCUGCCACAGGGGGUGGUCGGUGGCCCCCGCUCACCCUUAAGCUCAGGUGAUGGAGCCAGAAGCACCGGAUGCCGGAAUCUUCCCGGAUAACAUCUUCCCUGAUCCCCCCUUCUCCGGCUCGGAGCCGGCCUUCGAGGGCUGGAUGCUCCCCGAGGAUGGUGGGAGCAAAGCCGAGGAGCUGCUGCAGCCGACAGUGAACCCCAACGCCGUCUGCGGCCUGAGCAGCUGCCUCACCUCUCCGGGCAGCUGCAGCUCCCAGGAUGCCAACCCGGAGCCCUCCCAGCCUGCCGAGCCCCCCACUGCCACCCUCUACGAGGUGGUCUGUGACCUCAGCACCCCCCAGCAUGGCAGCGUCAUCUCUAUCCAGCUGGAUGACUGGCUGUACCCCACGCUGCUCCCCAGCUCCUGCAUCAUCAACAACCUGCCUGCUGUGUCCCUGCCCACUUCCCUGCCCGCACCCAGCCCCCAGCUGAGCCUGACAGAGGAGGAGAAGCGGCUGCUGGCGCAGGAGGGGGUGACGCUGCCCAGCACCCUGCCCCUCACCCAGGCUGAGGAGCAGAUCCUAAAGAAGGUGAGGAGAAAGAUCCGGAACAAGCAGUCGGCCCAGGACAGCCGGCGGAGGAAGAAGGAGUACCUGGAUGGGCUGGAGAGCAGGGCAGCUGCGUGCUCAGCCCAGAACCAGGAGCUGCGGAAGAAAGUCCAGGAGCUGGAGAAGCACAACGGGUCCCUGCUGCGGCAGCUACAGGCGCUGAUCAAGCAAACAUCCAACAAGGCUGCUCAGACCAGCACCUGCGUCCUGAUCCUGCUCCUCUGCCUGGGACUUAUCCUCUUCCCCAGCUACAGCCCCUUCUGCCGGGGCCCGGGGGGCAACCAAGAUGGUGACAGGCCCACCAGAGUGAUUUCCAGGAACAUCCUGACCCAGGGGGGAGCCACUGGGACUGGCCAGAGAAGCCCCAUUCCCUGUGCCGGGGUGGCUGAGGGUGGAAGAGCCAGGACCUGCAGCUGCAGAGGAAGAUGGAGCUGAGGGGGGGGGGCACGGGGACAGGACGCCCCCCCCCCCCCCCCCAGCAGGGAGCGAAGCACCACCUCCUCAAGCCAGGCCCCCCCUGGGGAUGCACAGACAGCAAAACAGGGACAUGGGGACGAAAUGUGACAGGCAGUGGAGAACAGCCCCAGCUUUGGGGCCCUGGGAGCCACCCUGGGGUGGGAGCAGCAGUGGGGGGGGACAUCCAGCCCAGCCUGGAUGUGGGGGUGUGCCCCCCACCCCCGGCAGCUCUGUGCACCACUGAAUAAACCCGUGCCCGGUUUGCACCCCAACGUGUGUCCGAGGGUUGGCACUGAGCCCGUAGUGGGGCCAUGAGGGAUGGAACCACCCC
Messenger RNA from Aquila chrysaetos chrysaetos, 1648 nucleotides. RefSeq names its product cAMP responsive element binding protein 3 like 4 (gene CREB3L4). Bases 322 to 1296 code for a protein of 324 amino acids. Gene Ontology annotation, biological process: regulation of transcription by RNA polymerase II. Gene Ontology annotation, cellular component: nucleus. The record is from RefSeq and is a predicted model, not a curated record. NCBI's taxonomy places the organism in Eukaryota, Metazoa, Chordata, Aves, Accipitriformes, Accipitridae. The transcript is spliced from 9 exons. Gene Ontology annotation, molecular function: RNA polymerase II cis-regulatory region sequence-specific DNA binding; DNA-binding transcription factor activity, RNA polymerase II-specific.